Trypanosoma cruzi is the source of this 1726-nucleotide messenger RNA. RefSeq names its product trans-sialidase, putative. The record is from RefSeq and is a predicted model, not a curated record. Lineage: Eukaryota; Euglenozoa; Kinetoplastea; Trypanosomatida; Trypanosomatidae. Gene Ontology annotation, molecular function: exo-alpha-sialidase activity. The annotation marks the transcript as partial. The transcript has a single exon.
UACUUCUGCUGCUCACGAAGGUAACUUGACGGAUUAUAUUGCUUCUGGUGGCUCGGGUGUUCUGAUGGAGGAUGGCACGAUUGUGUUUUCUCUGAUGGCGAUGAAUGAAACAAAAGAGGUUGACGUUUACUCCAUGAUUAUUUACUCGAAGGACAACGGCAGUACCUGGGUGUUUCCAGAGGGCACUUCUCAUCCGAAAUGCGGUGCACCCCGCAUCACCGAGUGGGAGGGAUCACUUCUCAUGAUUGUUGAUUGCGAGAACGACCAGAGGGUGUACGAGUCGCGGGACAUGGGGACAACGUGGACGGAGGCCAUCGGGACACUCUCAGGCGUGUGGGUCAACUCACAAUUGGAAGACUAUCCGGAAGGAGGCUUGCAUGUGGAUGCCCUCAUCACCGCGACCAUUGGGAAAAGGAAGGUCAUGCUGUACACACAGAGAGGGUACGCCAUGGAGGAGGAGAAAGGGGCCAAUACGCUCUACCUUUGGGUCACGGACAACAGCCGCUCUUUUUUUGUUGGACCGGUUGGCAAGGACAAUGCUGGGGAGAAGGAGGUCGCCAGCACCCUGCUUUACUCGGAUGGCAAGUUGCAUCUUUUACAACGGAGGGGCAGUGGUGAAGGCAGUGCCAUUUCACUCUCCCGUCUGACGGAGGAACUGAAGAAAAUCGAGUCCGUCCUCAGCACUUGGUCGCAAAAGGACGUUUUCUUCUCCAGCUUUUCUAUACCCACGGCGGGUCUGGUGGCAGUUUUGUCAAACGCAUCGGCCAGCGAUGGCACGUGGAACGACGAGUACCUUUGCCUGAACGCGACGGUGAGGAACGCCACGAAGGUCAAGGAUGGGUUUCAGUUGACGGAGCCUGACUCCGGGGUAAUGUGGCCUGUGAACACUCGGGGUGAAAAUGUGCGUCAUGUAUCCUUGAGCCACAACUUCACACUUGUGGCGUCGGUGACAAUCGAAGAGGCUCCGAGUGAGAAAACUCUACUGGCUGCGGUGUUGGCGAAAACUGAGACCCCGUAUUUCAUGAGACUGUCGUACACCGCGGAUAACAAGUGGGAGACGAUGUUCGAAGGCGAGACAAAAAAAACAACGAAAAGCAGGUCUUGGGAGCCGAAGAAAGAACACCAAGUGGCACUCAUGCUGCAAGGCAACAAGGCCUCUGUGUACAUUGAUGGUGAGUCGCUGGGGGAGGAAGAAACGCCGUUAAAAGGUGAGACACCACUUGAGCUUUUUGGGUUUUGCUUUGGCGCGUGCGACCUUGGUGAUGAUGAUGAUGAUGGGGAUGAGGAGGAGGAUGCCAGUCAGGAGGCCAGUCCGAAGGAGGCCAGUCCGAAGAAGAUCGGCAAAAAACCUCGUGUGACGGUGACGAACGUCUUUCUGUACAACCGCCCACUGAAUCCCACUGAGAUGCGUGCAAUCAAGGACAGGAUCCCCGUUUCGACGAGAGCUCCAGAACCACAAGUGAAAAUUGCUCCCAAACCUGUCGCACCUGCUGCACCUGCGGUGCCUGGCCCACGGGAAGUACCAGCAGCACCGGGGAGGACAACUGUGGGGAGAACCGCCAAUACCCAGCAUGCGCCAGCGGAACGCUUGACUUCUGCUGGGAAUGAGGGGACGGCACGAGAAAAGGGUGAUGGUGGGGCAAAUGGUGAUGAUGGUUCCGCGUACGGGAGGGAACUGCUGCCGCUGCUGCUUCUGCUGGGACUGUGGGGCUUUGCGACUGCGUGA